AUGCCUACCAAACGUACUCAUGGAAGUGAACUUGACGAAUUAUGGGCUUCUAUAGAAUAUCAGAUAUCGGCACAAGAGAAAUUAAAUUAUGAACAAUUUGAUAAUGUCUCAAAAUACUCAUACGCUUUGACUAAUGCUGCAGUAACAAACUUAAGCAAUAUUAUACAACCCAUGCUACCAAGUAAGCGGUCUUUUGAGAGUCUUGAAUCAGAAACAACGAAUUUGACACAGAGCACAGAGCAAAUAUCAAGUGGAACUUUUAACUCGCAGCCGGAGAGAAUGAGGACACCACCGCCUAGAAUUCCAAAUGUAAAUGCGCCUCUUCAUACUCCGAAUAAGCGUCAGAUGUAUGAUGAGGGUGUUAUUCGAUAUCUCGAUGCGAUGGGACAAUCUUUAAAAUACAACCGGAUUCAUGUUCAGGAACCAUCUAUGUGGGCUAAGGUAGAGAGCUAUCUCGAGAAUGCUUUGAAGAAAUCAGGAAACGAUUUUAAGAAAGCCAUUAUGCUAGAGAUUGAAGAUAAUGAUGCAAGCAGUUUCCGCUUAUAUUGUGAAAAAAUAUUGAUCGAUUUUUAUAAUUUGGUAGAUGUUUUUCCCACACUUUCCAGAAAAAUUGGAGAAAGAAAAUAUAUCGUUCAGAAUCUUUCUUCACUUUUUAAAUUUUACGAAACAACUUUUGGAAAUAUCAUCUUUGAUUGGAUCGAAUCACAUUCCCUGUCUGCAAAAUUGGCAAAAUCACCUACCAGUUCAGGAAUUGUUAAAUUUGACGCUAAAGGAAUACGUUUAUUUGAUGAUAAGGAAAUAUGGCACAUGGAAGUUGCUGGUUCACCAUCAUCACCAAUAAUAGAUCACGUAAUCGGUGAUACAAAGAAAUCCUUGCAUAGUGAUAUUUUAAACCUGGUUGCACUUUUGCUUGAACACUUGGACGUUCCUGUAAAAGUUGCGACAAAUAUAAAGGUCAUGAUGGAUGAUGGAUCCUUUUUGGCAACUGAACUUGCCUCUGCUGUAAUUCCUUUUUCGUUUGAAGGUAGAUCAAAAUACAAGGCAGUUCUUUAUCUCAUGGCUGUUUUUCAUGAUGAAUUUAUAAAACAACUUUCAAUUAUGCAAGAGCUUGAUUUAAACAUUAAUCAUAGUGAAGGAGUUACG
This is a messenger RNA of Cetraspora pellucida, 1143 nucleotides long. The record is from the annotation of a GenBank genome assembly. NCBI's taxonomy places the organism in Eukaryota, Fungi, Glomeromycota, Glomeromycetes, Diversisporales, Gigasporaceae.